This is a messenger RNA of Homarus americanus (American lobster), 10833 nucleotides long. Its product is annotated as fidgetin-like. Gene Ontology annotation, molecular function: ATP binding; ATP hydrolysis activity. Gene Ontology annotation, biological process: vacuole organization; endosomal transport. The transcript is spliced from 6 exons. The record is from RefSeq and is a predicted model, not a curated record. The coding region runs from base 618 to 3413 and encodes 931 amino acids. Lineage: Eukaryota; Metazoa; Arthropoda; Malacostraca; Decapoda; Nephropidae.
CGCGCAGCUAGUCAGCGCAGGCCACUCUAUACGACUGAGCUGAGACGCUCCCUUGCUUCAGUUCGGUCACGACUGGCGAGGCGUAUGGACGUGCAGCGCUUUGGUCCGUGAGCUUACUAGCAAAUUUCACGGCUAUUGGAUGGUCAGAGCCUUUACCCUGUCGAAUGGUGACCUCCUUGGUGUGAGAUAGUGAGAGAUCAACAAAGACCAUCGCAGCGGUCCAGUGUUGAGCAAUAUAAUCACGAGAAAAGCAAAAGUGAAAUUGUUUUUUUGUUCAUUAUAAUUAAUCUGGUGAUAUCGAUAUAUUUGUGAACCCUUUUUUUCAUAUUUAUCGGAAACCAAAGAUUUUAUGAGUUUAUCGAGUGUAUCCAGUCAGUGAGACUUAGCCAUAUUUCGUUGUUUGCCUCAUCGGUACGCAAUUUGGCAGACCUUACGGAAAAAAAGGGUAACCAAUUUCCAUACAUCCGAGUGUCUUGGAGACUAUCGUGUUCGGUGAUCGCCAGGGAUUGUCUUGAUGGCCGGAUGGUGAGGUCUAGUGUCCUCCGGAUUCCAACACUCCGGACAGCGGAUUAAAGCCAUCAUAGGAGUAUCCGGACAAGACCCCAAACAAACUAAUCAUGGACCCAACGCAAAAUAUGGAUCUCGAACUUUUCGAGGCCCUGCUGGCCAACAUGCAGAACCUUCCCCAGGGUGCCUACGACGAAGUAGAUGACGACGACGACGACGAUUACGAGGACGACGACGACGAUGAUGAUGACGACGACUACGAUUACGGUGGUCAUGAACACAACAUCCACACCAUGGCCAACCCCUACGGCGGUGGUGGAGAGGGAGCGGGCGGCAUGGCGGGUGGAGAGAUGGGGGGUGUGUCCCUCCCCACUAUGCAGACAAUGAGCAUCCUCCAGGGACUCCUGAACAUGAAUCCUGCUGCCCUUCCUGGAGGCGUCCCAGACAUGGGAGGUGGCAUGAGUGGGCCCAUGAGCUCGGGCAUGCCAGGCAUGGGGGCCCCCAUGGAUGGUGGGGCUGGGAGUUUUCUCUCAAAUAUGCCAUCCUUCUUACCUGCCAUGAACCCAGAAAUGGCAGGCACUCUUGCUGGCGCCUUUGCUGGUGGCAUGAACGCCCUUAUGGACGGUUUUGCUGGAGGCAAUGGUGGAGGUGGAGCCACUGUUCAGGAGUAUGAUGAUGACGAACUUCUCUCUGAUGAAGAAGACGAAGAUGAUGAUGAGGAUGAAGAGAUGGAUGAGAGAAGUGGACUAGGGAGUGUGGCCGUUGCCACUGCAGGUGUGGCCGCUGUGGGUGCUGUGGGAGGGCUCAUGGCUUCUGGGAUGCUAGGCUCUUCACACCCGUCUGUCGGACACCCAGUACACAGUCCUCAUCCUGGCCACAUGCAGCAUCGUGGCCACAGCCCUCUACCAGGACAUCAUCAACAUCCUGGAAAUGCAUUGCUCCCUGCACAUGGUUCUCACCCAGGACAUCCACCUCCUUUAGGCUUUGUGCAUGGUUAUAACUCGGCAGAUAUGUUAAGUCAGCCUACCUCCCAUCCACAUAUGUCACCGAGUAUAGCAGGGCCCAUACCAUCAAUGCACCACACAAACAUGGCCCCGAGCAUCAGUGGAGGAUCUGUGAGAAGUGUAGACCCCUUAGCAGGGGUCUCCAUGGGCUUGGCAGGCAUGGCAGCAGGAGCAGGCAUCUUGGCGCCUGUUGUUAGUAAUCUUCUCUCCUCCUCUGUUGGGAGGUCUUUACCCAAGCUGGAUAAUUCUGACGCCUCCAGUGUAACUCUUGUUGGUGACGAUUCCUUGAACACCUCCACCAAAACCCUUCCACCCCCAGACCAUCCAGCAGACCCUAAUUCUGUAGCUGCAGCUGCAGCAGCACUAGAAAAGUUGCAUAUCUCACCUCCCGAAAAAGAUGUUUCCAAGCCUAUUGCCAAGCUUGGUCCUGCAACCACCCCUAAGAAAGAUGCUCCAAAGGAAAAGAAUGAGGAAAACGAUAGUGAAGGUGAAGAGGAGGAUGAAGAUGAAUCUGAACCUACAGAAGAGGCAGCGAAGCCCACUAGAGUAUCCGCACCCAAGGACGACUUGGAAGAUGACAAGGCCAGUGUAGGGGCUGACUCUGUCCCAGGGUCUGAAGAAGCUGGCGAUGGCAAGUCAGAUACAGAAAGUGUCAGGAAGAAGACGCCAUCGCCUGUCCUUGUUGACAAGUUGGGCAGACUCAGUCCCACUGGAAGUGACUCUUCACCUGUAUUAGAGUCCGCAAGCUGUGCUUCUAUCACUGACUUGGCAAGUGCGACGGAAUCGAUGCGAGACUCUGAUACAGACAAUCACUCAGAUGCUCACAACGUUACAGCCAACUUGUCAGACCUAGACAAUGACAUCCAUGAGACGCAGCCAAAAGUGCGUGCCCCUCCACAGUAUGCAGUCGGAGCUCUCCCUGUUGUUAUUGAGAAACCAACGUUUGGCUGGCAGUCAAUGGUUGGCUUAGACACGGCAAAAGAUGCACUUAAGAACCUCUUCUUGAGUGAGGCUUUCCCAGAAGUGUAUGAGGGCACUCUAGGUACCUGUAAGGGUGUGCUACUAUUUGGACCAUCUGGAUCAGGAAAGACUUGCCUUGCACGAGCACUUGCCAAGGAAGCAAAUGAUGCAGUUUUGAUUGGCAUAUCGACAGGAUACCUGGCGCAACAGCCUCCCCUUGAAGCCCCUAAAAUAGUGCGGUUUUUGUUUGAUCAUGCCCGCAUGCAAGGAUCUGCAGUCAUAUUGUUUGACGAAGUUGAUGCCCUGUGUUAUGAUAGGUCAAGCGAGACGGCACUUCGAGCAAAAGCUGAAUUACUGGCCCAAAUUAGAGGUAUGACGACUCUCAACCCGCCGUACCCGCCUCACAUUGACACAACUACCUUCAACAGUGGUAUCAUGGUCUUGGGCACCACUAACCAGCCAUGGCUCCUAGAAGAUGAACUUAGGAGGAUCUUCACAUACAAUAUUCACGUCAAACUUCCGGGGGAGAAGGCGCGAGAGGAACUCUUGAGAAUGUUCCUGCAGGCACUGCCACAUAAUAUUAAUGAUGAUCAGUUCAAGUGCUUAGUAGCGAAGAGUGAAGGGUACUCAGCGGCUGACAUCAACAAUGUGGUCAGACAGGUGGCACACAUGCCUCCAAGUGAACCAAACAAGUACAUUCAAAACACGCCUCGGGCUGUUACCUAUGAUGACCUCGCCACUGUGAUGACUGACUACAGAUGUAAAUUUACAGAGGAUGUGUCUGUCAAAUACCAGAGUUACAUCAAGGCCGCCACCCACAGAUCGGAAGGGAGGCGGGAAGAUGCUAAGAGUGAGGAGAAGGGUAAGCCUAAGGGCGUCAAGAGGUUCGGCCAGAGGAUCGCCAAGUCCAUUGCUGCCGCGCUCGUUGCUGUGAUAGAUUAAACUGUGUCUAGAUUAUAGUGAAAAGACAGACCCUGGCAGUGGGUACAGUCCAAGGCUGCACCUCUCGAGUUCUGUCAGCACGAGCCAUGGUCACUGCAAGUCGCAGGGAUGUUGUAAUUAGCUUUGUACAGUCUGUCUGUGAUGAACCAUUUUUUUUAUAAUUCGACCUGCAUUGGCCAUGAUCCGGGCUGAGUACGAUAGUGACCCGAAGAGCCUUCGUCAAGUGAAAUGACGAGGCACUUCAUGCGUUGUUGGCUUUUUUAGAGCAAAGUUUCGCAGUCGUGCCCCAGUCAGGGUCGGAAGAACUUAGUCACUCGAGUCAUUUCCUGAUCCCCACCAUCUACAAGCAAACUCCGCCUGCCCACCCGCCUAUCCCUGCCCCUCCGUCGAUAUCCCUCCCGCCCACCACACACCCACAACUCUGCGGGCAGCAGCCUACAACGAAGCCCACAGCCCAGGAUUCCUGAAAGCCCAGCAGCCUACGGUUUGCAAGUGUAAAUAAAAUUUAAUGAGAGAAUAUUUAAAGCCAAGUGAUAAUGGCCUUCAGAGAAAGAGUGAUGUGUCUCCUUGUGUCUUUGUGCUGUUGUGAAGUGCUGAGAAUAAUCCUCUUGAGUGCUACCUAAGUGCUGAAUAUGUUAAUGGUGACUAUUAUUCCUACCUGCACAAGUGCCUUUAUUUGUUAUAUGUGAUCUAAAACAUGUGACUGUGUUCUGACAUCCACUCACUGAGUCUGCUGAUGAGUGCUGAAGUGCUGUGCUUAGGAAUGUUCCAUUUAGUGCUGAGGGUUAUGAUGUGCAAGAGAGUGCUACUGAGGCUGCCGGGUAGAUGUAUACCAUUGGGGAUCAACUACUUUACAGCAUCAUAAAGGUGUGGGAAUUUUAAGAUGCCUGGUCUAUGUUGUACAAAUCUUCUUCAAUAGAUAAUCAUUCAUUUCGCCUAAGUCACGUGAUCUCAAAAGUGCGUAAGCGUUUACUUCCCAUUUUAUAACGUAGAUAAAAUGUGUGUUUUUAGUGAUUUACAGUGAUAAACAUACAAUAAGUUUCUUAUUAUUAUUAUUAUUAUUAUUAUUAUUAUUAUUAUAAUUAUCAUUAUUAUAAUUAUUAUUGUUAUUGCAGUUGACAUGGAAACUAAAAAAGACAUAGAAAAAUUAUUACCAGAGUCAGAAUCAUAGAUGGAGUGACUAAAGGUGACACCUAAAAAAGACUUAUAUGCUAUUCUGGCAAGUAUUUCAUAAUGGGCAUAUGCUCCUAGUGAUUUGCUGAAUAGAGACACUGUUGAGGAAGCCGUAGUAAGAAGCUGUGGGUAAGGGUACAUCACUGUGGCAUUGUUCUGACCUGCUCUUUUGUGCUUGGGGUAAAUUUGCAAAUGGCCUUUUAGUAAUUGUUAGUUGUGGCAGGGUUUUAUUUUUAAUAUACCUUGAAAAUGUGUAAUAUUCUGUAAAUGGAUCUUUUAAAAAUAUUGUACAUUAGCUCUGUUAUUCUGUUACUUUCUCAGUCCGUCCGCUGGAUAAUUGGCAUUAUGUGUAUAUGGCAAUUUUUUUGUACAAGAUCUCAAGGAAGGCUAAAUCCCAAGACAAAGGAGUCGUGUCCAGUUAAAGACUAGCCUUCAAGUCUGUGUGAGUGCUGCCGCUGGUUACACUUAUUGCUGCCUUGUGGUAAGUGGUCACGGUGGGCAGUAUGUCACUUGUAUGACUCAAAUUGAAUUUUUAAGAAAAGUGGCAGUGCUGGUACACCCCGUGAGUACUUACCCUGGCACAAACGGUCCCCAUAGCUGUAUAGUUCUUGUAAUGUUGGUGUCUGACUGCAGUGAUGAUGGUACAGGGCGGUGCUUAUCCUCGGCUGGGGUGGUGGAAUUCAGCUUCUUGCUUUAAUUUGUAUUGUUGGUUCUAGAUGUGAUUUUUAUGAUUUUUUGGUUGGUUACGGUAGAUAUCUAAUGAUUUUAUUUUUAUUUUUUUUAUUUGUUUACUCCUGCUGUUCGGCCUGAUUUUAAGGGAUCCUUCGGACUUUUGAAUGAACAAGUCCCUGUGGAAUUCCUUCACUUUUGGCCAUUGGGUGAGCACCUAACCUGCUUAUACACUAAAUUCAGCUGCCCCUGUUUCGCUUAUUUAGAAAUAUGGAUGGCGAGCAUUCCCCUCCCCUGUUCCUUCCCUGGACCAAGGCUCUGGUUGGCUCCUCACUGAUCACGUCUCGAUAAAAUUAUAAAAUCCUCUUGCUCCUUCAGUCUUCUUUAUUAAUAGAAAUAUGUUGCCACUUUUAAACCUUAGUAAGUUGUAUUUAAUGUUCUUGAGUUCCUGCUUUUAUGUUUUGUCCCAGGAGGAUGUGGCUGUAGGAGCCCCAGGCUGAAGGUCAUGAUAGAUGGCCGAGCUGUACCUCGGAUCAUAUGCUAGCCUACAGAGUAUCUGCACCCCAUACUUCCAAGUGCACCGCCGUUUACAUGUGUGAAAAGUUUACUUUUAAUUUAAAUAUUGCAUUUAUAGAGCCUCUGUUUUAGCCCGUAGCAUUUGUUCAUGCUUAGCUGUUAAGGAUGUAUAACAGACUGUGAAACAGUCUUGUGUGUGAAGUUAAACUAUGGUGUCGCCACAGAUCUUUCUGGGCCGUAUGGGUAGUGUUCCUCCCGGCCUCCCAGCGAUCCCCCGUAGUUAUAAAUGACUACCCUCCGCUCGCCCAGACAAUCCGAGAGUGUUGUUGUUAUAGUGUAGGAGCGUCCUCCCUCUGCUGGGUGUUGUCCAGCUACUCUGGGGGGCUUGUCUCUAGCGCACACGUGGACGUCGCCUCGGCGUCUCUGUCAAGUGAUUAUUGUGGUCAUGAUGUGAUUGUGGUUUGUACCGUAGAAAGAGUAUAUUUGAUCAGAGAUGGCAAUAGAAUUUGUUAUAAAACAUGACGCGCACAAACUUUACCAAGAUUUUUAUUUACAACCACAAAUACUACUGCUACCCCCCACUGUUGGCCUGUAUGUGAGCUGGUGAUGACUGCUGGCCGUCUGCACGUCCUAUAUGGCUUGACCAACGGUGCUGCCAGUGCAAUAAGCGGUCUUUCAAGACACAUGAUGCUAGCAGCUUUGCAAUGUUAAUUUACCACACCCCAUCUCCAUAGAAUGUAAGGAAUACUGUGAACUAAUGUAUUAUGGUGUUGAUGAUGUGUGUGUUUGUAUCGUUUAGUUAUAUGCCUGUUUUUCAUCACUGUCCAGAAUUCUGAAACACGGUUGAGGGGGUUUAAUAGCUCAAACAGUCCAGGGACUUUUCCUAACAAAGUAUACUAAUGAGAUAUAUUUGUAGAGUGAAGGACUAUCUCGCAUGUCCCAAGCAGCCACUCUCGAUCACCCAAUUUAUGUUUAAGAAUUCUGGUGUGUGCUUCUGCUUUAUACUUACCCGCCAAAGGUUGCUUUUUUUAUUCCAGUCCAACGUGUUGAGGUCAGUCAGUCUUUACCCACCCCGAGCCCGUCUUUCCCAGUAGCAGUUAGGUAGAUCUAUUUUUGCCUUGGCUUGUGAUGCACAGUGUGGAGAGGAGGAGGAGGGCCUGGAAGAGAUUUUCCACUGCGUGACAAAGUCUUUUAAGGCUCAAACUCGCAUGUGUUCAGUUUACCAGCUAAGGCCUUCAUGCCUCUCUUAAGUUUCAGGAUCAUAUCCAAAAGAUCGUCUUCCCAGCACUCGCGUGUGUACACCCGAGUGGCUUGUGGCAGUACGAAGAAUAAAAGUUAGAUAUCUCAAUAGGAAAAGUUGAGACUUGUCUUGGCAUCAAUAUAUACCUCGAAGUUCUUAACAACGGUGUUUCGUACUGAAUUAACAAACCUCUAAGUGAGUCGACAGAUUUGUAUGGAAAGAUGCAGGAAGAGGCGAGAUACCACAACUUCCUGUAAUCGAUUUCUGAGAUUAGUGUCAGCAUCCGGGGCACAAGAGCACGGGAUAAUGACACUCAGAGCAACGACAGUGAGAUUGGAACGUUAAAUUUGACCACAUUCAGUAUAAAACAGUUUAGUACCGUCACUUAGUUGUAUGGGGGGCCUACGGAAACUAAUUGAUUGAACAAGAUAACGUAGUUUACCAUAGAUGUCUGUCAGGUGUGUGAAGAGCGGUAAAGAAACUUACCGAGAGAGCAAGGUAAAGGGUUAAUCUGACAACUCGACCUCAAGGGUACAUCCGGCAGCUGACGUACGACAAGUUCCCCUGCGGGCGUCCCCGAGGCCCUGGCUGCCCACCUCGGGUCAGGAAGGUCAAACAGCGAUGAGGAAGCUCACUAGUCGCCUCCCUGUUUUCUCGUAAUUUUUAUUGCCAAAUUCUUGUAACUUUUGCCGAUAAAAUUCAAUUAGAUACAUCCACUUCAUUUGGUAGUUAUAUACGCUGACCGCUCCAAGCCAAUUCUUGUAAUUUGAGGCCUGGCUGGCACGUGUUCAUUAAUCGUGAAGUAGCAGGGGAAAUUUAUUACUUUUUUCUUCUCAAAGACAUCUGUGCUACAAAUAGUUAAAAAAGACAAUUGGUGAGUGGGAAAAGGCAAUCAGCCUUGCGCUUUUCAGUACACACCUGUGUAGGCGUAGCUACCAAGUGUCAUAUUUCUCGGAGAACUGCAAGCUUAUGUAAAAGUAGUAGUCGCCGUGUACAUAACCCGAAUUAAGUGCAUUAAAUAAGCUUUAAAUUUGUAAUAUAUAAGCCAAUAAGUGUGUGCGAGUGACGGAGUAAAAAUUAUUGUUGUUAAGAAUAAGUGGUCACCGUAUUUGCCCAGCGCGAGGGUCGUAGCUGCGUCAGACUGCGACCGAGUGAAAUGGCGGGAGGGUCUUGCCACCCGUCUUCCGUAUUUUCACAGUUCAUAGUUCAUUUUUCUAGCCAUGUAGACGCCCGUUUUCUUUCUUAAAAUGUCAUAUAUUUCAUUCUUUCGCUCUUUUAUGAUUAAUUCUGCUGCUCAGAGGAAUAUAUUGAUGAAGUUCAAACGUUUGCCAAGACUAUUUAGCAUAUUUGAAUAUUGAGUUCUUAACUAUAUAUAUAUAUAUAUAUAUAUAUAUAUAUAUAUAUAUAUAUAUAUAUAUAUAUAUAUAUAUAUAUAUAUAUAAUUUUUUUUCCUCAAAAACACAGCUGGACAUUUUACGUAUGGUUUCUCUGCCACAGAAACGUAAGAACCUUGUAAUCUCUCUUACACCUGCAUGUCAAGCGAGAAACAUCGAGUCAUCCCCUCCCACUCCCGUCCUGGCUGUAGACAGCUGCAGGAGCCCUCCGUCCCUCCGCCCGUACCCUGCUAACCAUCUGGCCUCACAGAGCUGCUUCUGUGGUGCAAGCAGGUUCCGGGGGAUUGCCAAGUGGAAUUAGAUCUUAUCUAGCUAGGAUGUGGUGCCUUUGGCUAGAUGCUGGUCAAGUUUUUAUGUGAAUAUACAGUAUAUGUCCUAGAGUUUAUAUAAAUUUAUUGGUUACAUUCUAUUUUUUGGCGUGUAGAAAUAUAAGUCAGAAGGAUUAGUAUAUUAAACUGAUCACAGCGUUAGAUGUACCAGUCAAGGAAGACAAAAAAGAGUCCCCAGAGGCUGUAUCCCUCACUGACCAUCGCUGGUGUUUUUACAAGCCAAGAGAAUAAACAAAACAAGACCUUCACCUAACUGCUUCCGAAUAUACUCCACACGACACGUUCAUGCAGCGUUUUGUUGAGUUAAUGUUUUGAGGCCGAGGAUCCCACGGCUAGGUCUUCUUUCUCUCUCCGUCGUGCCUUCCAUACGACUUACAAUGUGAUAAAGAUGUGUGAGAGGCAGGUUGGUAUGAAUUAUAUCUUUUUUGUUUUGUAAUUUGAGCCUAGAGUCAAGCCACCUGUAUUUUUUAUUGCCCCCCUCCCCCCUUACUAAGGCGAAGACCCUGAGUAUAAGUGAAGUUAAGGUUUGUUUUACUUCUCUCGCGCUAUACUGAGGCAGGGACAUAUGAUGCAAUAGACUGAUGCCGCUUCAGUGAGUUUUAUCUUGAUAUUGCUUCUAUUUAUCUUAUUUCUCACUCUAUCUAAUCUUCUUUUCUUUCUGUAUACACCCAGUUACCUUUUUUAUUUCUCUCAUUCUCUCACUUCUUGUUUCCGGAGGCAGAUGUGGAUUUUAGCUACCUAUUUUAAUGUUAACUUUCCCCCAAGAAGUUCCAACACGUCUUCCAAGAAGCUAUAAACUCCAGAACCUAUUUUAGCUUUGGUUUUAAUGGUAACGAGUCUUCCGCUUAUUGUUUUUGAGGGAAGAUGGGAGGAUUUGAACCCAUCCAUCUCCCUUAUUGACACACUCGAGUCUUCCAACGAUGUAAUAGUAUAAGUGAUUAAGACAAGAAUCUACUUAAUUUUUCACGUUAUUCAAGUGAUGAAAUUUGUCUACCUUAUAUUUUGUGGGAGCUUAAUUUCAUGUUUUAAUAUUCAUACGCUUGCUUCUAUCACUGAGGGACGACUUUCAUAAAAUACUACAGCUAUUUUUUAUAUAAUGUGUAUAUGUGUGUAAUUCCUUCUCACCACGGGAAGGAAGCAAGUAAUGGUCCACAUCCGCCUAUUUCUACUACACAAUAUUUUUUCUGGCUCACUUUGAAUAUAUUCAUUUUAUGCCUAUUAUUGAUGCAAUACAUUCCGAUAUUAUGCCUUUCUUUAUAUGGUUUAUGAGUCUCGGUGCUUUUUUUUAUAUAUAUACAUACAUUAUUAUGCAGGCCAAGCAUUAUCAUGUUUUAUUUUUCCCGUUUGUUUACAUAAAUCCCUGUUGUAUUGUACCAAGAGCCUGAGUUGCUUGUCUCUAUCUCUAUCUCUCUAUCUCUCUCUCUCCUGCUUGGGUUAUGUCAAAUGAUUCCAAUCUGAACCAAGUUUAUUUUAUAUUCCAAGAUGAAACGGCAAGAAAAAGGGUUUCCCAAAAAUAUAAAUCAGUAGUAAAAAAUAUUGAAAGGUAUUGUUAAAAAAAAGUUCAAUCCGCUCCGCCUUACCUGUGUGAUAAUACUGAUGUAUUUAUUAGACCCUGAAAGUGUAAUUUGCUCUGAACAUGCCCUGUUCAGUCUUUCAUCUGGACGUGUUCUCUCUCCCCUUGAACACGCCCAGUUUACUCUGAACGUGUCCCUAGUUUCCUCUAAGAGCGUCAAAGAUCCCCUCUAAACUCGUCCACCUCUUCUGACAUGUUUACCCAAAGCGCAGUCAUUGUUGUUGUACAUUUGUGAAUUAUUAGAUAGAUAUUUUAUUGUUUUCUUGAUAUUCGGAGGCUAUAAAAUUGGUCAUCAAGAAUCCCUAUUCAAGAUAAUUGGCUGCCAUUAUUGUGUUUGUUUUUGAGUGAUAUUGUGUGUGAAUAAAUUGUUGUGCAGAGCAGCAUCUGGUGUUACUUCCGCUCGUGCGCAUGUUCAGAGCAGAUUGCGUCUUUUGUUUUUAGGUGGGGUCUGAAAUACGCAACAGAAACUCUACGCCAAUCCAAUGUAGGAUCAGCUGGUUUAAUAAACGUUAUUUUAUUAUUGCCA